AUGCUGCGGCGGGCGUCUGGGGAGUCGACGUCUCCCCCCGCAGGCAAAGACAUCUUACACUUACUCACGCGAGACACACAGGAUAUACUGAAGGGAACCACCUGCAGCAGCAGCAGCAGCAGCAGCAGCAGCAGCAGCAGCAGUGAAAGCAGCAGCAGCAGCAGCAGCAGCAGGGGCAGCAGCAGUGGAAGGAGCAGCAGUGACAGCAGCAGCAGUGGAAGCAGCAGCAGCAGUGAAAGCAGCAGCAGAAGCAGCAGCAGUAAAGGCAGCAGCAGCGAAAGCAGCAGCAGCGAAAGCAGCAGCAGCACAAGCAGCAGCAGCAGCAGCAGCAGCAGCAGCAGCAGCAGAAACAACAGGAGUAACAGAAGUGAUGGAUAUGAUAGCAGCACAAGAAAACCAAAAAAAAAGAGAAAACGGCUCAGCCUGAAACCCUUAAACCCUGGAGCAUCUGCAUCCUCAGCAGCAGCAGCAGCAGCAGCAGCAGCAGCAGCAGAAAUAAGCAGCAGCAGCAGCAGCAGCAGCAGCAGCAGCAGCAGUACCUCUAGAACGUAG
Molecule: messenger RNA, 552 nt
Organism: Eimeria mitis
Lineage: Eukaryota; Apicomplexa; Conoidasida; Eucoccidiorida; Eimeriidae
Exons: 1
Coding region: 1-552 (183 amino acids)
Source: RefSeq, a predicted model, not a curated record